GCCCGCGCGGGGGGGGCGGUACCGCCGCAACCGCCGCGCCCGCCCCGAGAGCAGCGGCCGCUGCCCACAGCGCCGGACGCAGCCCGGGCGAGCGCCCCCGAGACCUGCCGCCCCUCCUCAGCCGGCGCACAAUGGCUGACAAAUCAACCAAGCCAGCAAAACGAUUAUCUGCCGAUUCAACCAACUCCCAUGAGGGAGCUACAGGAGGAGAACUAAGUGCUCUGGAAGAGGCCUUUAGAAAAUUUGCUGUCCAUGGCGAUACGAGAGCCACAGGAAAAGAAAUGCACGGGAAGAACUGGUCCAAGCUGUGCAAGGACUGUCAUGUGAUAGAUGGGAAGAACGUAACAACUACAGAUGUUGACAUCGUCUUCAGUAAAAUCAAGGCAAAGGGCAGCAGAACUAUUACUUUUGAUCAGUUUAAGGAAGCUCUUCAAGAACUCUCCAAGAAGCGAUUUAAAGGCAAGAGUGAAGAGGAGGCACUUCAAGAAAUGUAUAAACUAAUUGAAGGAAAAGGCCCAGGUUUAUCUGGAGUAACGAAAACCGUUUCAUCUCCAACUGUAUCACGCCUUACAGAUACUUCAAAAUUCACGGGUUCUCACAAAGAGAGGUUUGAUGCCAGUGGGAAAGGAAAAGGCAGAGCUGGCCGAGAAGAUCUGGUGGAUAACUCAGGAUAUGUAUCUGGUUAUAAGCAUGCAGGCACAUAUGAUCAUAAAGUACAAGGAAACAAGUCCUAUGACAGACAGACAGACAUGACACAGACAUCCUGAAGGAUGUAAUCUUCUUUUACUAAAGUAAAUCUUGUUUGCCUUAAACCAUCAAAGCAGCAUUUUGUUCCUUGUACAAUCUUUGUUAUUGCUUUCUCAUUCUCAAUCUCAUAAACAAUGGCUUUCAUGCUGAGCUGUGUCUCAUUCUGCUCUUCUCAGAUUCUUGUCUGUCUCUCUGUGACAUCCCACCCUUAAGGGGAAGGAAGCACCCAAGAUUGUGAAUGCUUGCAGUCAAAAGGAAUGACAAAAGUCAGAGGAUCCACAAAAAAAAUCACAGUUUUAUUAGUGUGUUAGUCCCUGACCUACUAUAAAAGCAUAUGGCAGUGGGAUUUAGAUAAAGGGGUAGGGUGAAAGGGGAGGAAAAAAGAGAUGAAUUAAAAGAGAGAAAGAGAAAGGAAGAAAGACAGAAAUACAGAGAGAAAGGAAGGAAGGAAGGAAGGAAGAAAGGAAGAAAGAAAGAAAGAAAGAGGAAAAGAGAUAAUCAGUUCUGCCAAUGAGAUGUCCAGCACUCUGGGGCACACACCGAGGCUUGGUGGAGGUACCUUUAAAUAUAUAUGUUUUCCCCCUAAAGACAGGUUUCUUGCUUUCUACGCAAAUUAGUUACCAUCUGCAGUCUGUUCUUUCAGACCUUUCCGGAAAUGGGGCUCAGAGGGCUUCAGGAGUCUUUGGUGAUCUUGUAUCCCCCUAUUGGAUUGACUUUUAGUUGACAGUUCAUGCUUACUUACGUGCUGACCUUGUCUUUUGUUUGUCGUGUCUCCAGGGACUAGAGCAAGGAUGUUUGUCCCUGACCUACCUCCGUAAGGUCCUCUUCUCCAGCCACAUCUGAUUCUUUCAACAACCUUGGGUUGGCUCCUCAGCUACCUGGUCACUGGUGUUUAAGACAUACACAUUAGCCCUUUUUCUUCUGGGCUUCUACAUGCUCUUGGGCCAUAACUUCAUCUCAUUUAAACAUUACUUGAGAUAAUUUUAGACCAAAUAGUGUUUCUAAUUCUUUUUGGAAGUAAUAUGAGAUUGUGUUUAAAAUUUUGUUUUAACCCAAAUUUUUUCUCCUCUACUGAUCCACUAGAAUGCAAACUAUAUUACAUUUUAAUUAGUGAAAAAGUAGCUGUUUUCCUCAGAUAUUUUACACAAACCAGAAUGUCAUAAAUUAUGGUUAAUGAUGCCUGUCGUAUUAAA
Molecule: messenger RNA, 1940 nt
Organism: Myiozetetes cayanensis
Lineage: Eukaryota; Metazoa; Chordata; Aves; Passeriformes; Tyrannidae
Gene: TPPP
Product: tubulin polymerization promoting protein
Exons: 5
Coding region: 132-767 (211 amino acids)
Biological process (GO): positive regulation of protein polymerization; microtubule polymerization; microtubule bundle formation
Cellular component (GO): microtubule
Molecular function (GO): tubulin binding
Source: RefSeq, a predicted model, not a curated record